Molecule: messenger RNA, 1186 nt
Organism: Nymphalis io (European peacock)
Lineage: Eukaryota; Metazoa; Arthropoda; Insecta; Lepidoptera; Nymphalidae
Exons: 2
Coding region: 32-1171 (379 amino acids)
Source: RefSeq, a predicted model, not a curated record
UUUUUAGAUCGAAGACCAUAACUCCUCCAACAUGGGACCUUUCUACUUAAUUAUUGCUUUAUUAAUACAGAACUCAUGCACAGAAACAAUAGCAGACAAUGAGGAUAAUCAAAUUGACUCAGUUAGUGAAAGUAUAUUAAAAGAAUAUGAACCAGCACCCAAAGAUUGGAUGGACAUGUUCAUAGGUUCCAGUAGUAACAUCUUCCCAACAUCAUCCGCAACUCUAAUGGCUCAAGCCACGCUUUCAGACAAAUCUCCAGAGGAACAACUCGAAGAAAUAAAAGAUAUAGCGGAACAUAUAACGAAAGCAAUACAAAGUGAAAUGGCCAAUCUACUUUCCUAUGCUGUUUCUAUUACCAAUAAAGAGGAGGUGGACAAUAAAUUAAGAAGAAAGAGAUCUAUUGAAACUCCCAUGGAUAGUACACAGUUAGUUAUGCGACUCCUAAAACAUAUUAAAUCUAACAAUGAGUAUCAAAAUAUUGCAAUUGAAAAAAUGAUGACUGCACAGGAAAUUGCUGAUAAAUACGGAAUUGAGUUUAACCCUGAUCCCGAAAUACUGUCCGACCUUGCAUUAGCUGCAAACGAACAAGCCGAAGAAAUGUCAGAGAUCCUUAAAGAUGCAUGUGAUUUGAAAAAUGUUACUAAGCGCCACGACACAGACUCUCUUCUUGACAAAAAAGUUAAUUCUACACAAAAUCUCGUCAACUCAGAACAAAAGAAUACCACAAAAGUGCCAGACAUUAUGUCUUACAAUGAACACGAAAAUUCUGAUACAUUUUCGCAUUACAAUUACUAUUACAAUUAUCCAUAUGAAUCGCAAAUACAAGCUCCUCCCACCCAUCAUCAUCACAAUGCACCAGUAAGUCCUCGACCAGACUUCUACGACUACAUUUCUUUCAAUCCAACUCAAGAGUACUCUUCAUACUGUUCCAUGGAUCCAAUGUCUUCAAUAUUCUAUGUAGAUGAACCAGUGUUAUCUGAACCAGAAUUAGUUGGUGAAGAAUUUGAAGAGAUUAUUUCCUCUAAGGUCUAUAUCGACCAUGAUGAAGAGCCUGGAGUGUCCUCUGUCAAUCACGUUAUGACAUAUACAAUUUCGGAGAAAUCACAUUUCAGGAAACCGCAAAUAGAAAAUCUGCCACAACAAAUGCAAUAUUAUUUCUUCCUUAUGUAAGAAAUUAUGUUUUGU